AUGGAUACUAUUUACAAGAAUACAACUCUCAAUUCUCAUGCUAAAUCAUCAAGCACUUCACAUAUGAUGGCAAGUCCAUUUUCAACUUAUACUCCAUAAACAUGUUAUUCAAUUCUACAAUUUCUACCAUAUAUCUAAUCAUCUGUUAAAAAAUAGCAAAUGAAAAAAUUUAUAAUUAAAGAAAGGACUGAAUAUGAUAAGAAAAAAACAAUUAUAGAAUCAGGUUUAUUAACUUAAAGAGGCAUGACUAAAUAUCUUAAACCAAAUAGUAUUACAAUAUAUCAUUCAAAGGGUUGAAAUGGUAAAAAAAAGAAUUAAGACUUUCUGAUAGUAUUAUAGAAACAAAAUUGAAAAUUGCUGAUUUAAUAUUGAAUACAAAAGGAGGAUAAUCUCGUAAGGAAUUAUUAAUCGAAAAAAUUUAGACUCAAAUCGAAAGCCCAAGAUAAAUUUUUAGCUCAAGAACUAUUAAGAGUGAACAUAAUGUCAAUUAAUUUAUAGAUAGAAUAAAGUCUUAAACUAUCCCACAUAAAUUAAGACAAUAAGUAUAAUCUCCAUCGAAAAUUAAUCAAUCUCAAUAAAAAAUCAUCCAAAAUUUCACAACUACAUAUUAAACAGAAUGA
This is a messenger RNA of Paramecium sonneborni, 620 nucleotides long. The record is from the annotation of a GenBank genome assembly. NCBI's taxonomy places the organism in Eukaryota, Ciliophora, Oligohymenophorea, Peniculida, Parameciidae.